Durio zibethinus is the source of this 1947-nucleotide messenger RNA. Lineage: Eukaryota; Viridiplantae; Streptophyta; Magnoliopsida; Malvales; Malvaceae. The record is from RefSeq and is a predicted model, not a curated record.
AUUGCUUUAUAAAGCCAUGCCUGGGGUCAUCUUUGGCUUGUGAGAACUGGCCAUAAUAGAGAGGUGACAAGUAAGAGCAGCAGGUGAAAAUUUCGUCUAAGGAUCAGUUUGAGGAAAUUUUGUCAAAGAUUAUAGACAGCAGAUUAGAGAUCAAAGAGAGGAAAGUAACGCGUGCAUCAGGUAAAAGCAAAGCUGAUACCGAGCAUGAUACUUAGUUGUAACUUGUAAGUAGUGCUUCAACAACAUGCUCAACUUACAUUUGAGUUCCUUUUGGAGACAGAAAAUGUACCAUCAUCAGCACCAACAUCAAGGGAAGAACAUCCACCCUUCUUCGAGAAUGUCUAUUCCUCCUGAGAGGCAUUUGUUCCUGAAAGGUGGGAAUGGCCCUGGAGAUUCUGGUCUUGUUCUCUCAACUGAUGCCAAGCCAAGACUGAAGUGGACGCCUGACCUUCACGAACGUUUCAUAGAAGCUGUCAAUCAGCUUGGAGGAGCGGAUAAGGCCACUCCUAAAACCGUCAUGAAACUAAUGGGGAUUCCCGGCCUUACCUUAUACCAUCUCAAGAGUCACCUUCAGAAAUACAGGCUAAGUAAAAAUCUCCAUGGACAAGCUAAUAAUGGAAGUAACAAAAUAGGUGCAGUUGCAAUGGCUGGAGACAGAAUGCCUGAAGGAAAUGGGACGCAUAUGAAUAACUUAAGUAUUGGACCUCAGACAAACAAAGGCAUACAGAUAGGGGAAGCACUGCAAAUGCAAAUCGAAGUACAAAGAAAGCUGCAUGAGCAGCUUGAGCAGGUACAGCGACAUUUACAGCUGCGCAUUGAGGCUCAAGGGAAAUACUUACAGGCAGUGCUGGAGAAAGCCCAAGAGACUCUUGGAAGACAAAAUUUGGGGACCGUGGGGCUUGAAGCAGCCAAAGUUCAGCUAUCUGAACUGGUGUCUAAAGUGUCCAACCAAUGCCUGAAUUCAGCAUUCUCAGAUUUGAAAGACUUGCAGGGUUUGUGCCCCCAGCAAACACAAGCAAUUCCACCCACUGAUUGUUCAAUGGAUAGUUGCUUGACCUCCUGUGAAGGAUCUCAGAAAGAGCAAGAAAUACACAACAAUGGGAUGUGUUUAAGACCUUACAAUAGCAGCUCACUCUUGGAGCAAAGAGAUCAGAUAGCAGAAGAUCCACUACUACCGCAAAAUGGGCUGAAGCCAUUCGAAGACAUAAAAGAGAGCAAAAUGUUUCUCUCCUCAAUAGGCAUAGAUGCAGAAAGAAGAAUGUUUUUUGCAGAUCGAAGCUCCAGUGAUUUAUCCAUAAGUGUAGGAUUCCAAGGAGAGAAAGGGCAUGGCAGCAACAACAACAACAACAACAGCAGCAGCAACUUUUCUGAGAGAAAUUUUGAAGGAAGAAAUGAAGAAGAUAGUUUCCUAGACCAAGGAAACAAAAGGGCAGAAACGGUUAACAGACUACCAUACUUUCCCACAAAGCUGGAUUUAAAUGUCCAUGACGAAAAUGAUGCAGCUUCAAGCUGCAAACAGUUUGACCUGAAUGGUCUCAGCUGGAGCUGAAAGGAUUGAUUCUUCAUGACUAGAGAAAGUGAAAGAGACAAAGUUCAGGAUAUUGGUAUAAUCCAAUCUUAGUUAAACAUUCGAAAAGGAGACUCGGGGAAGAAAAUGCUGCUGUUUCUGAAUUCUGAUUCAGGCCAGCCUGCCAAACCAAAAUCAAAUUCAAUCUUAAUUGAAUAAGUUUGCAGCAACAAAGCUAGAUAGCUUCUUGCAACUACAUAACAUUAGAUAUUUCCAGCUGAUCAAUGUAGUUUUUUUUUUAAUCUUUUUUCUAUCUGAUCAUGUAUCAUUUAAGACGAGACCUGAUGGAUUGCAGGAAACAUAGCUUGAUCUGAUUAGAGCUUUGCUUUCAUUUGUACCAGAAUAACUUUUCAAUUUUAACAUGCCAAUAUAUCACAUAA